Messenger RNA from Plasmodium malariae, 1686 nucleotides. Its product is annotated as conserved Plasmodium protein, unknown function. Bases 1 to 1686 code for a protein of 561 amino acids. Lineage: Eukaryota; Apicomplexa; Aconoidasida; Haemosporida; Plasmodiidae. The transcript has 6 exons. The record is from RefSeq and is a predicted model, not a curated record.
AUGAUUGACACAAUCCUUAAGAUGCUUCUUGGGAAAUACUUUGAAUCUAGUGAUAAUAAUUUUAUAACCAUGAAUAUGAACGCAGGAAUUGAAAUUAGAAAUAUAAUAAUAAAAAACGAUGAAAUUAAUAACUUUUUAAAAAGUAAAAACAUAGAUAUAGAAAUAGUUUAUUUGAAAAUAGAAAGAAUUAAUAUAACGUAUAUAACGCUAUCAGGCAUUCUAACUCUCAAGUUGCAGGGUGUAGAUUUAAGAGUUAAGCCAUAUAUUCAAAGAAAUGCUUCUAAAGGAAUUAAACAUAAGUUGAUAAACUUUUUAAAAAGCGAUGAACAAGACAAGAAAAAAUUGUGUUCUCCCAGAGAAAUAAAGGGUUUGGAUUACACAAGGACAAAACUAGAAGAUGACGUAUUAUGCUGUUGUUGUGAACAUUACAAAGAAAUUGAAAAUUGUAUAUGUUGUUACAAUAGCUAUAACAAAAUUAAGACAUACAUAUGCAAGGAUUGUUCUAUUUUGAAAAAUGAAAACAAUGAAACGGAUUUAUUGUUUCUUCAAAAACAUGGGCUCUUAAAAAGAAGAUUAUCAAACUUUUCAAAUCACAUAUACAACAGGAAAAUGAUGAGGAAUGUGUUCAAUGCCAAUAUGACUAACGUGCAAACUGAUGCGAGAAAAUAUUUCCAUAGAAAAAAUGUAAGCUAUCCAUAUGUGAAUAACUACGGAAAUGUAAAUUAUUACGACAAUGUUUACAAAUUAAAUAGUAAUGAAAUUAGAGGAAAUUAUUGGAAAAGAAUCGAAAAUGAUACAAGUAACUGUUCUGUUAAAAAUUUAAAAAAAAAAAAAAAUGCAAAAAAUUAUUAUUCCCCUCCGAUAAGAAGUGUAAGCCAUAAAUAUAAAACAUAUGAUAAUAGUACACUAAGUAAAAAAGGAAACAUAAGGAAUUAUCGUAAUGAUGAUAUUGCACAGAGCGGAAACGAUCACUCUGAUAUAGACAAACAGAGUUGUGUUAAUUUAAAUGAUUCAAUCAAAACAUAUAGUAGUAAAAGGAAUGUUUAUGAAAAUCAUAGGCGCAGUGAUCAUUAUUUUUGUAAUACUAAUAUGAAUAGUAAAACUAAUAUGAAUGGUAAAACUAAUAUGAAUAGUAAAACUAAUAUGAAUAGUAAAACUAAUAUGAAUAGUAAAACUAAUAUGAAUAGUAAAACUAAUAUGAAUAGUUAUACUAACAGAAAUAGUUAUACUAACAGAAAUAGUAAUACUAACAGAAAUAGUAAUGUGUACACUUAUGUACCGUGCAUGUAUGACUAUAAGCAGGGGAUGUGUGAAAAUGAGUUAGACAAAAGUAAGAGCUUAAAUUCUACGAGUGACUAUCUGAAGAUACAUCAUCUAUGUAAUAACAGUUUUGAUAUACUACAAAGAGGCUUGAAGUUAAAAAGAAUUGAUGCAGAAAAUUUUCGCUUAUUUAACACAGAUGAAUUUAAUGGGAACAAUAAAAAAGACAUCCAUAAAUUAAAUAAUAAUGUAAAAAUAGACAAGGAAAACAUGUUUACUUAUGGGAAUUACAACAACCAUGCAAGGGCAAGUAAUAAAUACCAUGGCAUAAGCAAUAACUGCAAUAAGCUGUUAUAUAGUUACGACACUAUACAUAAUAAGAAUUACAGAAAAAUAAAAAUCGACAGUAUUUUUCAUUUAAAAUGA